CUCUCUCUCUUUAUCUAUCAUCUCUGUUUCUCUGUGCAUGUUUUGAUUUCGCAAUUGAAUUAUGUGCUUUUAAAUCUCUCUUUUUUUUCCUUCUGUGAUCGGUUUCGCAAUAGAAUUUCUUGGUUUUGGGAUCAUUUAUACUGUAUGUUUGGGUUUUCGUAAUUUGAUUAUACCUCACCUCAGGAUGAUAUGAAAUGUUGGAUGAUGAGAUAAUAUGGCUCGUUACCACAUAAGCUCGCUGAUCUUGUUCUUAGUUAUUGCUCUGCUCGCAUCACCGAGCCAAGGCUUCCUAGGUACCAAGAAAAAGAUAAAAUCUGCAGUCUUUUACUCGCCAAAACUGGUGAUGAGUCCUGGAUCAGUGUCAGAUUUUUACUUACUUGACAUGGAUUUCCCAAGAGGGCAUAUCGGCCUCAAAAGUUUCCAUGCUGAAGUGGUUGAUGAAGCGGGCAACCCCGUCCCUCUACACGAGACAUAUCUCCACCACUGGGCUGUCCAACCUCACUAUGUGCGUAAAGGUGCUAAGCUUCCACAGCAAGAAAUGUUACGAAGGCAAGACCCCAAAAGCAAUCUUUAUUCGGCAUCGGAUAUUAUUCUUGUCAAAAACGGAGGGUUGUGCAGGAGUCCAGUGCUCAGACAUUACUUUGGGUCAGGAUCUGAAACCCGAAAUACCUCUACGUAUGUUCCUGAUCCUUACGCCAUUGAAAUCGAUAACCCUGAGGAAAGACCUGAUGGCUAUGAAUUCAAAUGGCUUCUCAACAUUCACGCUAUAGACACCAGAGGUGUGGAGGACAAGACAGGAUGCAUAGAAUGUCUCUGUGAUCUCUAUAAUGUAACCGUUAAUGAGUACGGUCGUACUAUAAAACCGGGAUACAAAGGAGGUUUACACUGCUGCUACGAUAAGACUCAGUGUCCUGUGAAAAGCGGAUUUGGCAAUGGAGAGAAAAAAAGAAAUCUGUAUUUGAAGUACACUGUGAAAUGGGUUGAUUGGGACAAGACGGUUUUGCCCGCUAAAAUUUAUAUUUUCGAUGUUACAGAUUCUUGGAAAAAAUCAGUAGGAGAUAGCCAAGAACAUAUUUGCAAAGUGGAAUACGAUGUGGAACCGUGCAAAACCAAUGGCGAUGGAUGCAUUGAUGUUAAGAAAAAGAGCUUAGUGAUGCCAUUUAAUGGGUAUAUUGUCUACGGCGUAGCUCACCAGCACGCGGGUGGUAUCGGUGCUGCUCUGUACCGAGAUAGCGGUGAAGAAAUAUGUACUUCGAUGGCCAAGUAUGGGAAUGGAGUUGAACCUGGAAACGAAGCUGGUUACAUUGUUGGAAUGACGUCUUGUUAUCCUGCUGAUCCAGUGAAAGUGAGCUAUGAAGAGACAUUGACUUUGGAGGUUAACUACAGUAGUGCCGUUGGUCAUACCGGAGUUAUGGGACUCUUUCACAUCUUUGUUGUUCAGCAGUUGCCUGAACCAGAGCUCUCCUUGCCUAAUCUUUUUCAGGCACCUGCGGGAAGCGUGAGCGUUUUAGCAUUUUUGGCUGUGACGGUGUUGGUGGCGGUAGUGGUUUUAAUAGCCGCCGUGAUAUACCGGAGACAGAACCGGGAAGAUGGUUACCAAUCACUUAGUACAUGAAGAAAUAGUAAAAACCAUGUCCACUACAUGUUUUUCAAAGUUAAUUUUGUUUGUAUACGAAGAAUUGAAUUAUUGAAAAUAAGGACCAAUUUGUUGUCAUCUUCCUCUGAUGUGAUAUUGAUAUAUCUGUAACAGUUACGUGUAUGUAAGAAGCACUUGGCGUUGUCAAAUACAUCACAUUCACAUAAUA
This is a messenger RNA of Camelina sativa (false flax), 1805 nucleotides long. RefSeq lists its product as uncharacterized. Lineage: Eukaryota; Viridiplantae; Streptophyta; Magnoliopsida; Brassicales; Brassicaceae. The record is from RefSeq and is a predicted model, not a curated record.